Messenger RNA from Acinonyx jubatus (cheetah), 3342 nucleotides. RefSeq names its product sideroflexin 2 (gene SFXN2). Gene Ontology annotation, cellular component: mitochondrial inner membrane. Lineage: Eukaryota; Metazoa; Chordata; Mammalia; Carnivora; Felidae. The coding region runs from base 1305 to 2291 and encodes 328 amino acids. The record is from RefSeq and is a predicted model, not a curated record. The transcript has 12 exons. Gene Ontology annotation, biological process: monoatomic ion transport; serine import into mitochondrion. Gene Ontology annotation, molecular function: monoatomic ion transmembrane transporter activity.
GGGGCCACCCUGGACAUGAUUACGACUUCUUUAGGGAAUACUAGAUGCAGCUCAUGUAGGAAGAGGGAGCAUAACCGUUAGAGCAAACCUAGGGACCAUGUACCCCCUCCAUGUAGGAGGGGUAGGCCAUCAGCAGCUUUGUGACAGAAAGCCUGCUCUUAAUUCUGUAACCAAGACAGGUUCUGAGUUUGACUUGAAAGAGUGAUGUCCUUGAUGCCUAGAGAGCCCGGGAAUAAGCUGAAAUGCAUUUCAGGCAGGCAGUAAAUAUUUUUAGAGGUCCCACGAGAGCUACAUAUGAACCUUACAAUCUGCCAGGGGGAGGCUAACUUUACAAAAAUUACUGUACAUGAUAAGAAAGUGAUGAUUACAAAGCCAAGCAUAUUGCAAAUGAAGAUAGGAUGCUGUGAGAGUAUAUGACAGAAGGGUUUGAGUAUGCCAUGAAGGAGUCCUGGACCUGUGCCCAUUGGGGGGCAGGCAGCAGAUAUUUGGGAAAUGUUUUAUUUAUUAUUAUUUUUUAAUGUUUAUUCUUUUUUGAGAGGGAGAGAGAAUCCCAAGCAGGCUCCACGUUAUCAUUGCAGAGCCUGAUGCAGGGCUUGAUCCCACGAACUGUGAGAUCAUGACCCGAGCUGAAAUCAAGAGUCAGAUGCUUAACUGACUGAGCCACCCACGUGCCCUGGGGGAAGUGUUUUAGACAUAGAAUUUAGGUGUGUGUGUGUUUUUUUUUCCUUACGUUUUGUGUAAUACAGGGGCUGAGCAACUCCUAUUCUGACCUCAGUAAUGAGGGCAAAUUUUCUUGAAUAAUAGCAAAUGAUUACCCCUUCAUGAUAGAAGUACUUCCGUUAUGAAAGGCAGAGGACUUUCCAGUGUUGGGUUGAGGAUGGAGAGAGAUGUCCGAGGACAGGCUGUGUGUGUGUGUGUGUGUGUGUGUGUGUGUGUGGUGUGAAGAAGGAAGCGUAGCAUGUUGUUCUUUUGGGCUGUCUCCAGCAGGGGAGUGGGGCUGCAGCACGGGGCUCUGUAGGCCAAGGCAGUGUGUGAUCUGCUGGCCACUCCUUUUAGCCCCCUGUAGGGUCAGGGAAAGUAAACUCUUGCCUCUCUAGCAUUCCUGGGUUCAGUUCUGACUGCAUGAAAUACCUUUGGUCUUUGAACCAACCUGCAGGAGGCCAAGUCAGCCUUUCCACAGAGGGCAAAGCCCAGAACUUUCCCUUGGGCUUUGUGGCAGAGUGAGAGAGGUAGGAGUCUGGCAGUGGACACUGUCUGGCUGGCUUCUCACUUCUCCAGAGUCCCCAGUUUUGUGUGUGAACAAGAUGGAGGCUGAUCUGUCUGGCUUUAACAUUGAUGCUCCCCGUUGGGACCAGUGCACUUUCCUGGGGCGGGUGAAGCACUUCUUCAAUAUCACAGACCCUCGCACUGUCCUGGUACCAGAGCGGGAGCUGGACUGGGCCAAGGUGAUGGUGGAGAAGAGCAGGAUGGGUGUUGUGCCCCCAGGCACCCAAGUGGAGCAGCUGCUGUAUGCCAAGAAGCUGUACGACUCAGCCUUCCAUCCUGACACCGGGGACAAGAUGAAUGUCAUCGGGCGGAUGUCCUUCCAGGUCCCUGGUGGCAUGAUCAUCACGGGCUUCAUGCUCCAGUUCUACAGGUGGAACCUGGGAGCAAGGACGAUGCCGGCUGUGAUCUUCUGGCAGUGGGUGAACCAGUCCUUCAAUGCCUUAGUCAACUAUACCAACAGGAAUGCAGCUUCCCCUACAUCGGUCAGGCAGAUGGCCCUCUCCUACAUCACAGCCACAACCACCGCCGUGGCCACUGCUGUGGGCAUGAACAUGUUGACAAAGAGAGCUCCACCCCUGGUGGGCCGCUGGGUGCCCUUUGCCGCUGUGGCUGCUGCUAACUGUGUCAACAUCCCAAUGAUGCGACAGCAGGAACUCAUCCAGGGCAUCUGCGUGAAGGACGGAAAUCACAAUGAGAUUGGUCAUUCCCGGAGAGCUGCGGCCAUAGGCAUCACCCAAGUGGUCAUUUCUCGGAUCACCAUGGCAGCCCCUGGCAUGAUCUUGCUGCCAGUCAUCAUGGAAAGGCUGGAGAAGCUGCGUUUCAUGAAGAAAGUCAAGGUCCUGCAUGCCCCGUUGCAAGUUCUGCUGUCGGGAUGCUUCCUCAUCUUCAUGGUGCCAGUGGCCUGUGGGCUCUUCCCACAGAAAUGUGAAUUGCCAGUUUCUUAUCUGGAACCAGAGCUCCAAGACGCCAUCAGAGCCAAGUAUGGAGAACUUGUGCCUUAUGUCUACUUCAAUAAGGGCCUCUAAAUGCCCCACCCCAGUAAGGACCAGUCUGUGCCCAUAUUCACCAGCUCCUCAGCUGCUCUGUAUACCUGUCCCCUCACUCCUCUGCCCACAGGCCCUGAAGGCCAGGGUGGAUUUGGGAGGUGGAGAGCCUCGUGUUUUCACCCAGGCUUAUUGGACUCCAGAGGAUAAAAGUGAACAAGGGGAGCAAAAGCCAAGUCUUCUAUCUGUUCCUCCCUUAACCACCAUCCCCUGGAGACCAGGAGCUGAGACCGCCCUGAGGGAGAUACUCAGACCGUUUGGAAAAAUUAGGAAUCUUUGGGGAUUCUAGUUCCAGCCAGGACUGGGGAAGAGCCCCUGGGACAAAAAGAUGCUCUUACUCCUCUUCCUCCUCAUCUUGUCUCAUGCUAUGAAACUUUUUACCCUUGCAAUCCUAGCUAACUCAGGAAGGGAGGGGAAGAAGCCUUUGCCAACGUGGGGCUCUUCUCUGUUCUUUCUCAUUCUCGUCCCCAGUGUCCCCUGGUCAGAAAGCGUCUUUGGGAGUGCUGCUAAACUUGAGAUAGGCCGUUUCAUGAGGCAGCAAAGUUUCAUGGUGCUUUAAGCCCUGUCUAUUGACACUGACUUUGAUCUCCUAUGCUAAAAUCAUGUCUGAUUUUGCUUCUCUGUGUUUGAAAAAUAAGUCCACUAACUGUGAGUAAAAAGAAUAUAUGUAGGCAUUAACAGCACAUUUUAAUGGGUAUAUUUUCCUAGCUGCCUCCCUUCUCAGCCCAUUGGGUUAAGCACCAAAGACUAGUGUGUUCUGAAUAGGAAAGAGAAGUUUUAUUUGGAUACCUCUGAGAAGUAACCAAACAGGACCAAAGAGCCUUAAAGGACACACAGCAAAGUGCAUGCAGCCAUUUGCCCGUCCCAUCUUGGCUGCUGUAGGUGACUUUUCAGGCUCGGGGUGGGGUGGGGGUGGAAGGAGACCAUUGUGGCUUAUGAGGGAUCAAUGUCUGUCUGAGUUUCAUCUAGUAGAAUUUCCUGACUGUUCAAAGGAUAUCACUGUGAAUCAAAUAAAUUUCUUGAAAGAGUGUAA